CCCUCGCGUCCCGCCGGCCCCCUCCCCCGGCUGGGCCCGGGGGAGGGUGGCGCCGUGAGCGAGCGGGGACCGGGCUUUCCUGCCCCUUCCCCUGCCCCUGGGCCGCCAGGAUGGAGGCGGGGUCGGGUCCCCCGGGCGGCCCGGGAUCCGAGAGCCCUAACCGGGCGGUGGAGUACCUGCUGGAGCUGAACAACAUCAUCGAGAGCCAGCAGCAGCUGCUGGAGACCCAGCGGCGGCGCAUCGAAGAGCUGGAGGGCCAGCUGGACCAGCUCACCCAGGAGAACCGCGACCUGAGGGAGGAGAGCCAGCUGCACCGCGGGGAGCUGCACCGGGACCCCCACGGCGCGCGGGAUAGCCCGAGCCGCGAGAGCCAGUACCAGAACCUGCGCGAGACCCAGUUCCACCACCGGGAGCUGCGGGAGAGCCAGUUCCACCAGGCGGCCCGGGACGUGGGCUACCCGAACCGGGACGGCGCCUACCAGAACCGAGAGGCUGUGUAUCGGGACAAGGAGCGGGACGCCUCUUACCCACUCCAGGACAGUGCCGGCUACUCUGCCCGCGAGCGCGACGUGACCCAGUGCCACCUGCACCACGAGAACCCAGCCCUGGGUCGCGAGCGUGGCGGGCGGGAGGCCGGGCCAGCGCACCCGGGCCGCGAGAAGGAAGCCGGCUAUUCGGCGGCGGUGGGCGUGGGGCCCCGGCCACCGCGGGAGCGGGGCCAGCUGAGCCGUGGCGCAUCCAGGAGCUCCAGCCCGGGGGCCGGCGGCGGCCACAGCACGAGUACCAGCACCAGCCCGGCCACAACCCUCCAGAGAAAAUCUGAUGGUGAGAAUUCCAGAACAGUCAGGUCCACAGCGUCUCAUACUCUACACCAGUAUUGCUGUCCUACUCAGGUCCUUGACUCCAUGAAGCUUACCCCCUCAGGCAGGCUGGCAGAGAGCAGUGUGGAGGGUGAUGCCCCAGGCAGUGACCUGAGCACAGCGGUUGAUAGUCCUGGGAGCCAACCCCCCUACCGGCUGAGCCAGCUGCCCCCCACCAGCAGCCACAUGGGGGGCCCCCCUGCUGGGGUGGGCCUACCCUGGGCUCAGCGGGCUCGCCUCCAGCCAGCCAGUGUUGCCCUGAGGAAACAGGAGGAGGAGGAGAUAAAGCGCUCCAAGGCCCUGUCGGACAGCUAUGAACUCUCCACGGACCUGCAGGACAAGAAGGUGGAAAUGCUGGAGAGGAAGUAUGGGGGCUCCUUCCUGAGCCGCAGGGCCGCCAGGACCAUCCAGACAGCCUUCCGCCAGUACCGCAUGAACAAAAACUUUGAGAGGCUCCGCAGUUCAGCUUCAGAGAGCCGCAUGUCCCGCCGUAUCAUCCUUUCCAACAUGCGGAUGCAGUUCUCCUUUGAGGAAUACGAGAAGGCACAGAAUCCCGCGUACUUCGAGGGCAAGCCUGCCUCGCUGGACGAGGGUGCCAUGGCUGGUGCCCGGAGCCACCGGCUUGAACGGGGGCUCCCCUAUGGAGGCUCCUGUGGAGGGGGCAUCGAUGGUGGGGGAAGCUCCGUUACCACAUCCGGAGAAUUCUCUAAUGACAUCACAGAACUUGAGGACUCCUUCUCCAAACAGGUAAAGUCUCUGGCUGAAUCCAUUGACGAGGCCUUGAACUGCCACCCAUCGGGGCCCAUGUCUGAGGAGCCGGGGUCAGCCCAGCUGGAGAAGCGAGAAUCGAAGGAACAGCAAGAGGACAGCUCGGCCACAUCCUUCAGUGACCUUCCCCUCUACUUGGAUGACCCAGUCCCCCCACCAUCCCCUGAGCGACUGCCCAGCACAGAGCCCCCACCCCAGGGCCGGCCCGAAUUCUGGGCCCCGGCCCCUCUCCCACCAGUUCCUCCGCCAGUGCCACCAGGGACCCGGGAAGAUGGUAGCCGUGAGGAAGGCACUCGCAGGGGUCCUGGGUGCUUGGAAUGCCGGGAUUUCCGGCUGAGGGCUGCCCACCUUCCCCUGCUUACCAUCGAGCCUCCUAGUGACAGCUCCGUGGACCUGAGUGACCGCUCAGAUCGCGGCUCUGUCCACCGUCAGCUGGUGUAUGAGGCUGAUGGCUGCAGCCCCCAUGGGACCCUGAAGCACAAGGGGCCACCAGGCAGGGCCCCGAUCCCACACCGCCACUACCCAGCCCCGGAGGGCCCAGCCCCAGCCCCACCAGGGCCCCUGCCCCCAGCCCCCAACAGUGGCACUGGGCCCAGUGGUGUGGCUGGGGGUCGGAGGUUGGGGAAGUGUGAGGCAGCAGGCGAGAACUCUGAUGGUGGAGAUAACGAGAGCCUUGAGAGCUCCAGCAAUUCCAACGAGACCAUCAACUGCAGCUCUGGCUCCUCUUCGAGGGACAGCCUGAGGGAGCCUCCCGCCACCGGCCUGUGCAAGCAAACUUACCAGCGGGAGACCAGGCACAGCUGGGACUCCCCAGCCUUCAACAACGAUGUGGUGCAGAGGCGGCACUACAGGAUUGGCCUCAACCUCUUCAAUAAGAAGCCAGAGAAGGGUAUCCAGUAUCUGAUCGAGCGGGGCUUCCUGUCAGACACACCAGUGGGAGUGGCUCACUUCAUCCUGGAACGGAAAGGCCUGAGCCGGCAGAUGAUAGGGGAAUUCCUAGGGAACCGGCAGAAGCAGUUCAACCGAGAUGUGUUGGACUGUGUGGUGGAUGAGAUGGACUUCUCCUCCAUGGAUUUGGAUGAUGCACUCCGGAAGUUCCAGUCCCAUAUCCGGGUUCAAGGCGAGGCCCAGAAAGUGGAGCGACUCAUCGAAGCCUUCAGCCAGCGGUACUGUGUGUGUAACCCAGCCCUCGUGCGCCAGUUCCGGAAUCCAGACACCAUUUUCAUCCUUGCUUUUGCCAUCAUCCUCCUCAAUACUGACAUGUACAGUCCCAGCGUCAAGGCUGAACGCAAGAUGAAACUAGAUGACUUCAUCAAGAACCUGAGAGGAGUUGACAAUGGUGAAGACAUCCCCCGAGACCUGCUGGUAGGCAUUUACCAGCGCAUCCAGGGGCGUGAACUACGCACCAAUGAUGACCACGUGUCCCAGGUGCAGGCUGUGGAGCGCAUGAUUGUGGGCAAGAAACCGGUCCUGUCUCUUCCUCACCGCCGACUGGUUUGCUGCUGCCAGCUCUAUGAGGUGCCAGAUCCAAACCGCCCUCAGAGGCUGGGGUUGCAUCAGCGGGAGGUCUUCCUCUUCAACGAUCUCCUUGUGGUCACCAAAAUUUUCCAGAAGAAGAAGAUCUUGGUGACGUACAGCUUCCGUCAGUCCUUUCCUCUAGUGGAAAUGCACAUGCAGCUCUUCCAGAAUUCAUCUCAUGGUCUGGCAGAGAACCUCAGCACGUACGUUUUCUGGUGGGCCGGAGAGAUGGUGAUCCCGCGGCGCAUUGAAGGACUGAGCCAGAGGAGCUUUGAUGGGUGGCCUUCUGGGCAGCAGAAGCAAUAUUACCAGUUUGGGAUCAAGUUGCUGUCGGCGGUACCCGGCGGGGAGCGCAAAGUCCUCAUCAUCUUCAAUGCCCCCAGCCUCCAGGACCGGCUGCGCUUCACAUCUGACCUGCGCGAGUCCAUUGCUGAGGUGCAAGAGAUGGAGAAAUACCGGGUGGAGUCGGAGCUGGAGAAGCAGAAAGGUCUGAUGCGGCCUAACGCCUCACAGCCCGGAGGGGCCAAGGACUCCGUGAAUGGCACACUGGCCCGAAGCAGCCUGGAGGACACGUAUGGGGCAGGCGAUGGGCUCAAACGGGGCGCGCUCAGCAGUUCCCUGCGAGAUCUCUCUGAUGCAGGGAAGCGGGGGCGGCGUAACAGCGUGGGAUCGCUGGACAGCACCAUCGAAGGGUCUGUUAUUAGCAGUCCACGCCCUCACCAGAGGAUGCCACCUCCGCCCCCACCCCCGCCGCCAGAGGAGUACAAGAGCCAGAGGCCCGUCUCCAACUCCUCAUCCUUCCUGGGCUCCCUAUUUGGAAGCAAGCGGGGCAAGGGGCCCUUCCAGAUGCCACCACCGCCAGCAGGCCAGGCCUCUGCCUCCUCUUCAUCUGCUUCUUCCACCCACCACCACCACCACCACCACCACCAUGGUCACAGCCACGGUGGCCUGGGGGUGCUACCUGAUGGGCAGUCCAAGCUCCAGGCCCUGCAUGCCCAGUAUUGCCAAGGACCAGGCCCGGCCCCACCGCCCUACCUCCCACCCCAGCAACCCCCUCUCCCCCCUCCACCUCAGCAGCCCCCGCCCCUGCCACAGCUGGGCUCCAUUCCACCACCUCCCGCCUCGGCUCCUCCUGUGGGGCCACAUCGCCACUUUCACGCCCAUGGCCCAGUCCCAGGCCCCCAGCACUAUACCUUGGGCCGGCCAGGCAGAGCUCCCAGACGGGGGGCCGGAGGACACCCUCAGUUUGCUCCACACGGCCGCCACCCCCUGCACCAGCCCACCUCCCCAUUGCCCCUGUACAGUCCUGCCCCCCAGCACCCUCCCGCCCAUAAACAGGGCCCCAAGCACUUCAUCUUCAGCCACCACCCACAGAUGAUGCCAGCAGCAGGGGCCACUGGGGGCCCUGGAUCCCGGCCACCAGGGGGCUCCUACUCCCACCCCCACCACCCCCAGUCACCCUUGUCACCGCACUCACCCAUCCCACCCCACCCCUCUUACCCACCCCUGCCCCCACCCUCACCCCACACCCCGCACUCGCCCCUGCCGCCCACCUCCCCCCAUGGUCCACUGCACGCCUCGGGGCCCCCUGGCACGGCCAACCCACCCACUGCAAACCCCAAGGCCAAGCCAAGCCGGAUCAGCACCGUGGUCUGAUGAACGGAGAGUGUGAGCUGGGGACUAGGGAGGUCUGGGGAAUCCGCAGGAGAGGGCCCUCGCACCCUCUCCGCUUCCUCAGUUUUUCCAAAAUAUAUAUAGACAUAGAAAUGUCCUCCUCCCCACUUCCUCCCUGCCUCGGGACCCCUCCUCUAACCCCCAACAGUCUCCAUGGGGUUUCCUUCCAGAUUCUAGGCUCCUUGCCACUUGAAGCCUGAAUGCAGGGCUCUCGAGCUCUGGGGAGUGGUGAGGACCUUUCGGAAAUCCUUGUCCUCUUUUUCCUCUCCUCACCCUCCCCCCUCCUCUCCCCAGAGGUCUAGUUGGGGUGGCCUCAGACCUCCGAGCCGGUGUGAGCUCCCCCGUCAGCUCUGGCUGGUAGGGAAGGGCAAUGAAGGCGAAGGCUUCCCCAGGGCGCCUCUGGCCGCGUGGGGGCUAGGAGGGAGCUCUGUAGAGUUGUGGCCAAACCUCAGCUGGCUCGGCCCUCUCUCUGACCUCAGGGCCAGGCCACCCACCUCCUCCAUGUGUGUCGUCGUCUCCACCUGCUGGAGGAUGUGGAGUGUCAGUGCACUUGGUGGGUGGGCCCCCACUUCUGCUGGUCCCCAGGACAGGCAGGGCUUCCUCUUCUGGAGCCAAUCUCUGCCCUGUCUUCCGUGGGCCCCAGCCCAGACCUCUUCAGCUUCAGGACCUUGCCUCUCCUUGCAACGUUCCUAUCCUGAUCAAAGUCCAGACAGGUUUGGGGUGGGGGGCUCAGGUCUGGGAUGAGAAGGGCGCGCUGCCCUCCCUCACCCAUGUUGCAUGCCCCCCAUCCCCUUACACCUACCCCCACCUACAGCUGAAGACAAUGCACUUUACAGAUAUUGCCCACACACACCUCGCUGGGGCAGGGCACCCAGCAUCAGCCCUGGGGAGAGGGGCUCCCAGAGGGCCACCACGAGCCUGAGAUGUCCUUCCUGAGGCAGAGAUGGAAGCCAUCAGAGCAGGGGCUGGGAGCCAGGAUGCCUGAGUCCUUCUGUCCGUCAAACUCUCCGCUGCCUCUCCAGCCCCUUUACAGCCCUGUUUAUUUAUUAUAAAUAUAUUUUUUACAAGCCCCAGCUCCUCUUCUUGCCCCGCAUAUCCAGCUCCUUUCUCAGCUCCUGCCUCCCUCUCCCCUCUCCACCAUGGGCUGCAGUACAAACAGACAGACAGACCCUGGCUGUAUGAAGGGCCAGGGACCCCAGGGCUUGGGGGCGGGGGAGGGCAGCAGUGGGAGGGGCUGUAUGGAGAGGAGCUGGGGUUUAGGCAUUGUCUUUUUUCCUCCUUGUACAUAAGAAUGUAUAUUUGAUGCCUCAUAAAAGACCUUGUGCUCA
Phacochoerus africanus (Common warthog) is the source of this 6148-nucleotide messenger RNA. RefSeq names its product IQ motif and Sec7 domain ArfGEF 2 (gene IQSEC2). NCBI's taxonomy places the organism in Eukaryota, Metazoa, Chordata, Mammalia, Artiodactyla, Suidae. The transcript has 17 exons. Bases 111 to 4802 code for a protein of 1563 amino acids. The record is from RefSeq and is a predicted model, not a curated record. Gene Ontology annotation, molecular function: protein binding; guanyl-nucleotide exchange factor activity. Gene Ontology annotation, biological process: regulation of ARF protein signal transduction; actin cytoskeleton organization.